CACCAGUCAGUGCCUGCUAACUUCUGUCUUCUCAGACACCAGCUUCCUGCCAACUGUCUGUCCGGAGUGUCUCUGUGGAACCCGAGGCCCAUUAUCCGCUUGUCAUUCUCAUACCCCUUUGUUACCCCAUACCUGGCUGUGGACGGCCGCCACAACAGACAAAGGCUGCCUUUGAACCAUUGCACGUUCCGCUCUCGCUUUGAGCUCAGUUUUUUUUAUAUCCCGGAAACCCCACUCAACGAUGUCUCCUACAUCGUUUGCUUUUCCUCUCCCACCCGUAUCCUGCUACUUUCCUGGAGAUCCCCCACCUGCUGCUUGUCGAAGCCUUGGGUUGAGGCACAAACGAUCUCUCAAUCCAGAAUCCCUCUACUCGUUCUUGGACCUUUCCGAACAACACCACUCCCUGGUUCGCACAUACUCGGGAUACUUUGCGUCAAUGGGAGAAGAAAGCAGUCGUCGAAGAAGGCUGCUGUCCAGAGCAAGGCGCCCUAAACCCCAGCAUGAAGAGGAACCGUCUCCACCCCUACCUCUUGACAGCGCUGCAGUCCCCGAGUCCCCGCAACGCAAAAAGGGAGCCGUGUUUGAUUUCAUAAAGAAAAGUAGACCACCCGUAGACCCCGAAAACAUCCGACCUGACCUGGCCAAGGACACCAAGCCGGAUACCGCGGGUCUAGAUGCCAGCACCAUAACGCUGGAUCAACCAAAUAGUCCACCUACCAAUGGGUUUGAAGCUAGGGAUCGCUUUUCUUACCGGCGAGGAUUGAUGCACCACCCGUAUUCGCACGUGGAUGCUCCCUAUAUGCUGUCUUACGAUAGACCUUCCAUGGAAAAUGACAAGUUUUCCGAAAUGCUCCUGCAGCGACUCAACCCGGAUCCCUCGCCUUCUUUUCUCAAAUUCGACAAAGAGGGUCCCAAAAGUAUUCUUGACCUUGGUUGUGGCUCGGGCGAAUGGGCCAUUGCAGCGGCUACUUACUGGGGGUCCGCUCGCGUAAUUGGUUUCGAUCUUGUCCAUCCUUCGCGUUUGGGUGGUGAUGCUAAGCUGCCGGAAAAUCUUCAGUGGAAACAAGGAAACUUUGUCAAGUACAAGUUACCGUUUCCGAAGAGCAUGUUCGACCUUGUACGGAUGGCUAAUCUGUCACUCUGUAUACCCGAGAACCGUUGGGAACACGUUCUCAAAGAAGUUAAGCGUGUGCUGAACCCAGGAGGUUAUCUCGAAUUGAUCGACGACUACAUCCACUUCCCUUAUUCGAAGAAUACACCACAACAGCCCACUAGAUCCCAGGCCACUCGACCCCAGUCUCGUUCGCUUUCUUCAGGCUUUGAUGACACAGACGAGGAAGGCGUCUCUCAGGGUACCAACGCAUUGGAUUCAGACGAGGACGAAACUGAAGAGGAUUUCGUGAGCACCAAGAGUCGCUUCUCGACGCUGGUGGAACCAGAUCCUGUUCCCCCUGACGUUCCAUACGAUCCUGUCGCCGAUUGGAAUCGUGAAGCCGAAAACUCGAAGAAUUUAGAACAAGUUUUCGAGAAUAUGCUUGCGCAGAAAUUCAAUAUUCUUUUCCGCCCUCGAAAGAAGAUCGAAGAUACACUGCAAGACGUGUUUGGACGUUACAACUCAGACCGCAUUAACGACUUUCGCUUGUUUCUCGCACCUCCCGCUGACAAAGAGUCUGACAAGGCAUCUGUCGAAAGUUCCGAGAGCGGCAGCAGCGCCAGCGCCGGGAGCAUCAGGAGGGCCAAAAGAGAUUUCGUUCACUGGGUGACGGCAGUCGAACGAGACAGGAAAGACAAGAAAGAUAAAGACCGCAAGAAAGGGGACCGUUCCAGUGGGGAAAGUGUGGCGAGCUUCACGCAAGUUCCUGAGAACAUUAGCGCCAAAGCAGCUGGUCGCCUGGGAAUUAACCCAAGUUCCCCGCGUCAUUCGGCACACGGACAAUCACCUGGCAUUAUUGUCAAUAUGCAAACCUUCAUCCCUCUUUCCCCCCUAGAGCUCGAGAUGCACGCAUGCAAGCACAUACAUACCCUCCUUAGUUCCAAAGCAGCCAUACACGAAUAUCUCGAUGAGGUAUCGAAGAGGACCCAUCUCUCCGUGCCUGAACACGAGAUUGAUGAUACCCUUUGGGAUUAUGAAUGCUUCCGUCGAAAGCGGUUUAAUUGGCCUGCGGAAGUGCCAGAGUAUCAGCUGGACUCGCCAGAAUCGGAAACGCCUAAAUCUGCUUCCCAUCGGCAUUCUUUCGAUGGGCCGCGGCGCCAACGGCAACUCGAGGGUGAAAGCUCCCCGUAUAAGCCGAGCAAGCACUGCCAGCAAGACUUGGACCUUCUCCGUUCGAUCUACGUGUACAGAGCGCAGAAAGUGGACGACGACUUCCUCCUGCUCGCAUAAGGACGUGUUCGUUUGACGGACUUCCCUCUUCCCACAUGUGACGUUUUGGCCACCAUUUCGACUCUAUUACUUUACAUUAUCCGUCGACUCGACAGGGUGCCAAGCAACGCUCUCCUUCAUAGCAACCACAUAACCAAUAUCCAUAUUCUUCCACCUCGUCAUGGCAAUUUGUAUCGUUAAUUUCGCAUUUCGUCGGCUGCCCAUCCGCACCCUUGU
Pisolithus orientalis is the source of this 2599-nucleotide messenger RNA. RefSeq lists its product as uncharacterized. Lineage: Eukaryota; Fungi; Basidiomycota; Agaricomycetes; Boletales; Pisolithaceae. The record is from RefSeq and is a predicted model, not a curated record. Gene Ontology annotation, molecular function: methyltransferase activity. The coding region runs from base 242 to 2383 and encodes 713 amino acids. The transcript has 4 exons.